Messenger RNA from Trypanosoma cruzi, 364 nucleotides. RefSeq lists its product as uncharacterized. Lineage: Eukaryota; Euglenozoa; Kinetoplastea; Trypanosomatida; Trypanosomatidae. The annotation marks the transcript as partial. The transcript has a single exon. The record is from RefSeq and is a predicted model, not a curated record.
AUGUACGUGGAACAACUGCGGCGCGGAAUUGAAGAGCAGGAGCGGCGUGUGUCGGCUCUGCGACAGGAGAAACAAUACCGCGACUCUCUUCUUAGUGAAGUUCGGGGGUUAAUUAACCACGUGGAGCCCCAUUUGUUUCAUGAGCUCAAUUCGGACACGCAGGAACUCCUGCACACGCUCGAGAAUAAUGUGUCGGUGCGUGGGCCGCCGACGAAUACCCUCAGAGGCUCCGGCCCACACGACUUGGAUUCAUCCACGAUCCCUCUGUUUAGCAAAGAAAUGGAGGAGCGCAUCAUGCAGAUCGAGGAGCAACCGCCACACAGGGAGCGGCGUCCAAGACACCAACGGCAUGGCGAAAGGAAGA